Populus trichocarpa (black cottonwood) is the source of this 816-nucleotide messenger RNA. Its product is annotated as sm-like protein LSM36B. Gene Ontology annotation, cellular component: U6 snRNP; sno(s)RNA-containing ribonucleoprotein complex; nucleolus. The record is from RefSeq and is a predicted model, not a curated record. The transcript has 4 exons. NCBI's taxonomy places the organism in Eukaryota, Viridiplantae, Streptophyta, Magnoliopsida, Malpighiales, Salicaceae. Bases 179 to 454 code for a protein of 91 amino acids. Gene Ontology annotation, biological process: mRNA splicing, via spliceosome; maturation of SSU-rRNA. Gene Ontology annotation, molecular function: RNA binding.
AAAGAAGCAUAAAUAACCAGACGACUAGUCGUCCGCGUGAAAAAGACGAGCGAGGCAUAAAACUGAAGGAAGGAGGCAGUGAGUGUGAGAGAGGCACUGCCUUGUUAUUAUUUCCUACUUGCAAAAACACAAGAUCGUCGCAGUCGCCCACACAAGCUCAGAAAAGUUGAAAAAAAAAAUGUCAAGCGGAGGAGAGAAGGGAUCGACCACCACGAAAACACCCGCUGAUUUCCUCAAAUCGAUACGCGGCCGCCCUGUUGUAGUCAAGCUCAAUUCUGGAGUUGAUUAUAGAGGUAUUUUAGCUUGUCUUGAUGGGUACAUGAACAUAGCAAUGGAACAAACAGAGGAAUACGUAAAUGGCCAACUGAAAAACAAAUAUGGUGAUGCUUUCAUCCGAGGAAAUAAUGUUCUGUACAUCAGCACUUCAAAGAGGACACUUGCAGAUGGUGCAUAGUCACAGCAAUCGCAUGAGAGUAGCUUCAUAUGUUACCGGUUUGAUAGUGCAGUGCAGUGCAGUGAUUGUGAUUCUAGUUACUGUGGAUCAGAAAUUAACAGUGUUAGUUUAAAUUUUAUCGUAGCAAACUGAACUUUUUUGGAUCAAGAAUUUUACCCGCACUAGCUUCACUCCUCAAAUAUAAUUUUAAAUUUUACACUCAAUUUGUCAAGGAGGGAUUGAGGAAAAGAUUGAUGAAAGGGGAGGGAUUGUACUUGUCAUCUGUUUGGUAAAAAGAACAAGGGUGUAAAUAAAGAUUGGAGAGAUCCUUUCUCGCUUGUAAUUUUCAAUCCUUUCAAUUUGAGCGUCAUUUACUUUAAUAA